GGGAACGCCGGGCCGCUUGGCGGCGGCUGGUGAGACCCGGCCCCGAGCCGCGGGCGGGGUGGGUAGGGCUCGGCGCGGGCCAUCCGCCAGACCCAGCCCGGUCGGAGGCCAGGCCCGACCUCGGCGGUGGGGGCAGCAUGAAGUGUUUGGUCACCGGCGGCAACGUGAAGGUGCUCGGCAAGGCCGUCCAUUCCCUGUCCCGCAUCGGGGACGAGCUCUACCUGGAGCCCCUGGAGGACGGGCUCUCUCUUCGGACGGUGAACUCCUCUCGCUCUGCCUAUGCCUGCUUCCUCUUUGCCCCACUCUUCUUCCAGCAGUACCAGGCCACCACCUCUGGUCAGGAAGCCCUGCGCUGUAAGAUCUUGAUGAAGUCGUUCCUGGCUGUCUUCCGCUCGCUGGCAACGGUGGAGAAGACUGUGGAGAAAUGCUGCAUCUCACUGAAUGGCAGGAGAAGCUGCCUGGUGGUCCAGCUACACUGCAAAUACGGGGUGAGGAAGACUCACAACCUGUCCUUCCAGGACUGCGAGUCCCUGCAGGCCGUCUUCGACCCAGCCUUGUGCCCCCAUGUACUCCGUGCCCCAGCACGGGUUCUGGGGGAGGCUGUUCUGCCCUUCCCCCCUGCACUGGCAGAAGUGACGUUGGGCAUUGGCUGUGGCCGCAGGGUCAUCCUGCGCAGCUACCAGGAGGAGGAGGCAGACAGCACCGUCAAAGCCAUGGUGACCGAGAUGAGCAUUGGGGAGGAGGAUUUCCAGCAGCUGCAGGCCCAAGAAGGGGUGGCCAUCACUUUUUGCCUUAAGGAAUUCCGGGGACUCCUGAGCUUUGCGGAGUCAGCAAACUUGUCUCUUAGUGUUCACUUCGAUGCACCAGGCAGGACCUGUCAUCUGCCUAGGCCAGCCAUCUUUGCUGUCAAGGAUUCUCUGCUGGAUGGACACUUUGUCCUGGCCACACUAUCAGAGUCGGACCUGCACUCCCCAGCCCUGUGCUCCCCAGAGCUCCACAGGCUUGCGCCUCCACUCCAAGCUCACAGCACACCCCACCUGGAUGACUUUGCCAGUGAUGACAUUGAUUCUUACAUGAUUGCCAUGGAAACUACUGCAGACAGCGAGGGCUCCCGGGCAGUACCCUCCAUCCCCCUUUCACCUGGACUCCAGCCCCCCUGUAGCCCUGGCCCCUUCUCAGAAGACCAUGAAGCCGAGCCCAGUACAGAGCCUGGGACUCCCCCACCCAAGAAGUUCCGCUCCCUGUUCUUUGGCUCCAUCCUCGCCCCUGUACACUCUCCUCCGGGCCCCAGCCCUGUGCUGGCUGAAGAUAGUGAAGGUGAAGGCUGAACUGAGAACAAGCCCGUGUCCAGAGGCUCUGGAUUGGAUGAAACCACAGCCUCCUCCUUCCCCCAGCAGCAGCCCAGGGAUGGGGCUAAUCACCCUGGUGGUUGGUAAAGGUGGGCUGUGUUGGAGUGGAGCACUGGUCUUGCUGCCACCCCAGGUCCUUCCUGGCUCUGA
Nyctereutes procyonoides (raccoon dog) is the source of this 1499-nucleotide messenger RNA. RefSeq names its product RAD9 checkpoint clamp component A (gene RAD9A). Gene Ontology annotation, biological process: cellular response to ionizing radiation; DNA repair; DNA replication checkpoint signaling. The transcript is spliced from 11 exons. Bases 138 to 1328 code for a protein of 396 amino acids. Gene Ontology annotation, cellular component: checkpoint clamp complex. The record is from RefSeq and is a predicted model, not a curated record. Lineage: Eukaryota; Metazoa; Chordata; Mammalia; Carnivora; Canidae.